ACAUUCUUGACAUAAAAAAUAAAGCGUUCAUGAGCGAAUGUCACGAGUGCAUUGGUGCAGCCAUGCAUUGAAUAUUAAAUGACAUUCGUCGAUGAAAGUGGUGACACGCGAAGGAACGCGAAGACAACGGCGACGCGUACAGCUAUUAAUUUCCACGAGAAAACACACCACUAGCGAACGAUCGCUCCCAUUCUUAACGUUGGAACACGUCCGGCGUGGUUGCCAUUAGAAAUUGAUUUCCAGUUGCCAGGCAACGUUCAGUUUAAGUUGCCACCAUGAUAGCCAUGCUUGACCGGCAGUUAGUCGGCUGCAAGUUUCGCCGCACAACGUUCAAGCAUGGGCCUGACGGAUCUAGAAACGAUACCUGAAACAGGAGCAGUAUUUACAAUUGGACGAAGUAGAUUUGCGGACAAUGUUGCAUCGCAUUUUUUCAUACGCAGGGAUCCGGUGCUCUCUAUUACUUGCGGAGACGAACAUUCUGCUGUUAUAUGUCAAACCGGUAGACUCUUCGUCUUUGGAAGCAACGAUUGGGGUCAACUUGGUCUCGGUCAUAAAAAUCAUAUCAGCAAGCCAUCCUGUGUAAAAGCUCUGAAGCCCGAAAGGGUCACUCACGUUGCAUGCGGACGAGCACACACGCUAAUUUGCACAGGAUCGCAGAAGAUUUUUGCGUGUGGUAGCGACCAAGAGGGACAACUUGGUCGAGGAAUUUCCGCAAUAGGCGAUUCCGCAAAUACUCCUGUAUUGGUGUAUGAUUCGGGACUAUCAGGACCAAAGAUCGUUCAAAUUGCUGCUGGUUCUCAUCAUUCUCUCGCACUUACCAGCGAUGGUGGCGUUUUCGCAUGGGGUAGCAACCUCGAGGGCCAAUUGGGACUUCCAGAUGUAUCCGGCUUGGUGAACAAACCGACCAAAGUACAUGUUCCUGAACCUGUUAAACAAAUUGGCGCCGGAUAUUAUCAUUCCACGUUUCUGACAGAAAGUGGUCUCGUUUACGUCUGUGGUGAGUCAGAAAGUGGGAAAUUGGGGAUCGAUGCCAGCUUUUCUACACAGGUCGCGCCUAAACAGAUGCAAUUACCGAGUCCUGCUGUACAUGUCGCGUGUGGUGGUCAUCACACCGUCGUUCUAGCUGAAAAUGGGAAUUUAUAUUGCACCGGAAGUAAUUCGAGCGGUCAGCUUGGUCUAGGAACUAAUUUGUCGGAACUUCAUAUACCGAAACUUCUUCCACGUGGCAUGCUUCGAAAUGAAACAAUUACUCGAAUAUCUUGCGGGGAAAGUCACACCGCUGUUGUUACUGAAUCUGGAAAACUGUAUACGUGUGGCGACGGAAGGCACGGAAAAUUAGGAUUGGAGGAGAACGAGAACAACGUCCAUGAACUAACCUUCGUUCAAAGAUACAAGGAUCUCUUCGUUUCGAAUGUUGCGUGCGGUGGCUGCCACACGAUUUUAGUUGGUCAAAGACGCGACACGAAUAGUCACUCGCAAAAAAAAGACAACUCGCAAAUGGAACACAUUCAAAAAAGAAAUUCAUUACCACCAUUAAAGCUUCCUGUAAAUAGGCUACAAAGUGAAACUCAUGACGAAAAUGUUAAUGAAAUAAUCAAAGAUAGGUUGAAUCAAGGAAAUAAUAUUACGGAAUCUAUAACAAAUGCACAGGAAGCUAUAGAAACAUCUAUGGAAACAAUCGAAGAAAACAUAAAAAAUAAGGUAGACGAUGUCACGAAUAACGUUAUAGAUUUCAUGAAUAAUAUCGAGAAAUCAGAUAGUCCUCGAAAUAGUCCUGAAAAGUCUACGAAUGGCAAGCCAGAAGAAAUAUCAUCGAAUGCUAUGUCUAACGAAGAAAACGCUGAAGCGACAUCAAAAGAAAUGUCAGCUGAUAUAGGCGAAUCCGAAGAAUCGAAACUAGAAGAACACGAACAUUCAGUACCAAAGAGGGAGGAAGAAGAAUCAACGACGAAGACAAACGUUAAAAGCGAAAACGUUCAAAAAGAAAAGAGAUCUGAAUCAAUGGAUAAAGAAGAAAAUAACGAAGAAAACAAUAACGAAACGACCACAGAAGCUACGAUAAAUAAUACGGGAAACGAAGAAGAAAUUAAUGUUGAAAAUGGUAAUACAGAAAAUAAAGAUGAAACAGAUGGUAAACGAAAGAAUAGUCAAGAUGUUAAGACAGAACCGAUGGAAGAACCGAUGGAAUCAAAUAACGGCGGUGAUACUAAACUAGAGACGAGUCCUGAGAAACAAACGUCUCCCUCGGAUUCUACGCCACCGCCAAAACCACCGAGAUUAAAAUCUACAAGUGAAAAUUCUUCCACCGACAAUGAGAAGACAUCGUCGAUGGAAAAAGAAAAUGAAAUAAAGACGGAAGAUACUUCGGAAAAGAAACCAGAAACAAUCGAAGAAAAUGAGUCGGAGAAAAAAAAGGGAUCAGGGUCGAUGAAAUCCACGAGGAGUAGCGGGAGUAUUAAGUCCACAAGGUCGAGAGCGAACAUGGAAGAGGCGAUAGAAAUCGACCAACAAACCGACAAAGCUAAAAUUAUUGAAGAGGAAAAAGUGAAUAACGAUAAUGUUCAGGACGAUGCCGAUGUGCAAUCGCCGCCUCCAAGAACUGGUAAGGAGGAUAAAGUAAUCAGAAAAUGAUAGAAAGAUUUAUCUAAAAGAUGAAAAAUAAAAUAGAUAUAAAAUAUUUACGUAAAUUUCGAAUUUGUUAUAUUUUUAAUCAAUUUCUGAUAUUGUGU
Molecule: messenger RNA, 2729 nt
Organism: Bombus pascuorum
Lineage: Eukaryota; Metazoa; Arthropoda; Insecta; Hymenoptera; Apidae
Product: X-linked retinitis pigmentosa GTPase regulator
Exons: 10
Coding region: 337-2631 (764 amino acids)
Cellular component (GO): cytoplasm
Molecular function (GO): guanyl-nucleotide exchange factor activity
Source: RefSeq, a predicted model, not a curated record